GUUGUCGGUUGGCGCCGUUUGGGCACGCUAGUGUUGGUGCGCGGGUGUUGUGUCGUGGGUUUUGUUGUUGCUUUGUUUGUUUUUCUUGGAUACAUUUAACCACACAUGUGAUAAGGAGAUGUCGCUGGAGCCAGAGGCGCACCAUUGGCUGCCCGCCUACGGCUUCCAGCAGCCCCAGGAUUUGCAGGAGGCGCUGGAAAGGAACAUGGAACUUUUCUCUACCGAUGGCCAAGGGGGCGGAGUGGGCGGCUCACAGUACCUACUGCUGGAGACUAUAGUAGAGGAGACCUCGGAUGACCUUAGGUCCGAGUCAUCGUGUUCCGGACCCGCGGGAUGGCCUGACAGCGACUCCGACACUGCAUCUGUCAUCCACGUCUGCAGCAUAGGGGUAGCAGUUAAGUCUUCAGAGUGGAGCGGCAGCGAGCGCGAACUAGCCGUCCCUUGCAAGCGGCGCCGCCACAACUCCGACCCAGGGGUACGCGAUGACGAGGACGACCAUGGGGACGCCGAGGUCCGUGACGUGGAAGUCGUCGUCUCCCGGUCCAGCAGUCUGCUGCAGUUCGAGAACCUAGAGCGACAUUGUGAGGAUGUGUUUAGAACUUCGGCCACCAACGAACCUUUCCCCGCUUCUCCCUCGAGGACUUCCAACUUCAGCUUCGACUCUUUGGAGACCAGCAGGUGGAAGUUCUGUGGCUCUCAAGACAGCCUGGACGAGGAAGGCACCAGCGGCUCAUCAGCUGACAGCACCAGUGACGUCACCAGCAGCGAUGACGACAUCACACGGUGGAGUCGCAGCGACAACAGCAGCUUCCGGUCCAGCGGGAUCCGGUCGUGUCGUAGCUACGACAGUCUGGUCACUACGCAGUCGCAAUCGAACAGCAUCCUGAGCGGGGAACUGUCGCAGAGUCUGAACAACACUUCGCUACCCCCAGAGGAGACUGAGCCGCCGCCCAUGCCCAGGGGGAUAUACAAGACUGUGGAGUGCCUAACAGAAGCUCCUCCUGUGGCGUGUAGGACACAUGCGGACCUGCAGAGUGAGAAACCUAAAGAGGAGAGUAAAGACAGCAAUGCUAAGAGACCCGAGCGAUCCGCGGAGAACCUCAGCGAAGACAGCGGCUUCGGAGAACACAUGUCGUCCUGCAACCUGACCCGCGGCCAAGCGGACGAGUACACGACUCAGAGAAACGACGAGGGGAGUUGGGACUCUAGUGACGCGCGAGCUAAAUAUAAUCGAGUCAACUGGCAAAGUGCCCCUGAUCUAGCGGACCCCGCGCAGUGCGAGCGAGACGCUCCUGGCUUGUACGGGUUCGGUAGUAAAUCGCUCGUCAUCAACUAUGUCCAGCGCCAAGAGGACGAGGAGUUAGAGGAGGUGGUGCCGGAGACGAAAUCGUUAGUGACGAAGAUGUCGCGAUCGUCGUCGAGGUUCUCCUCAGUGGCGAGCACACCUAACCUGUACUCCGCUACGGAGGAGUUUCUCGCGGGAGAGAGAAAAGUGAGUUUAAGACAGAGUACGGUGUCGUUGUCCAGAGUCAAGUACGAUAGUGCGUCGCGACUCAGUGCUACUACGGGGAGUUCGAGGGGGAGUCGAGCGAGUAAUAUACAGAUAACUACCAGCUUCGUCAACUUGUCACACAGCAACAGUGUGAAGGGUGUCCACUUCAGCCCCGUGGUGUCGGAGGUCAGUUGGCAGGACACUAGCAGCGAGGAGGAAGAGGUGACGAGUAGCGAGAGGUCCGCGUCCACGCCGCCGUUCGAGCAGCUGGUGGAGAGGUUGCGGUCGUCACCUCCACGGAGAGCGCCGGAGCAGGACACGGAGCGGCGCCGGAUCAUAGAGGAGUUGCACCGACUGAAGCUAGAGAAGGAGAAAGCCCCGCCCAGGAGUCACGUGGGGCCCGCGGGUCGGCUGGCGGAGCUCGCGUCAACGUCAGUGUCGAGCGAGCCGUCGAGCAUGGAGGAGCGCAAGAAGAAACACACCGGCCUCGGCGGGUUCUUCCACAGAUUCUCGUUCAGACGUCUGAGCGGUCGCGACAAAAACAAGAAGGAAAAGAAGAAAACCCUGGUGAAUAGUUCUACGUCGACGCAAAACCGAGUGAAUGUGCGCGAACGCGAUGAGGACUUUAAAAUCAUCCCUCUUCACGCUCCCAGUGAGAAACUCAGCGAGAGUGAGAAACUCAUCGCUAGUGAGAAACUCAACGCGAGUGAGAAACCCAAACCACCCCCAGCCACCCCCGAGCCGGCCGCGUCGCCGCCUCCACGCAAGCCCGCACCCAGUCCCGCCAUGGCCGUCAACCCCCGCGGACUGUUAGAGACAGACAUCGACUCCGACACUGUCGCCCCGGCUAGCAAAAAAACUAGGAGUUUGUUGAACUUGGACGAUGGGAGGAAUGCGUUGAAACCGUGUCCGGUACAAAGGGAGGAUUCUAGGGAGAGUGACUCGAGAGCCAAGUCCAUGGAGUUCCUGUUGGAUAAGGAGAACCAGGCUGCAGUGAAGCCCCCAGAGAAUGAGCUGCAGAAGGUGGGUGGGGAUCGAGUGAUGUCCGAGCACCAACUCCGAGUGCAGCGCUCACUACAGAAGCUCAACGUGCCCGAGUGGUACCGCAACUCACAGUUGCCUGCGCAAGGCUUCUUGCUGAAGCGGGGCAGUGAUGCGGGGCUGAGCGGGGCAGGAGCUAGUCACGGGGGAUGGCCGGGGCUUCACAACAAGACGACCUCACUGUCCAGCCUUGGGUCCACACAGUCUGCCGCGCCUACACCUCGCAGUCCUAACAGCCAUGCGCUAAGUCCGAGCCCCACGUCGGCAGUCUUCUCCCGAUGGAGUACCAGCAGAUUAAGUGGAGGCAGUAAUGCCACCUCGACAAGUACUUCACCCUGCGGCUCUACCAGGUCUAGCUUCAACUAUCGCCAACCUUACCUCGGGUGGCGGUCCCAGGAGAGACUGUCACGACCACGUACACCCGCCGAGAGAAUGGCCGCCGACCUGCUAGCCCAGAAGAAACAGCAGGAGAGUGGGCAGCAGCCGCAGAAUGCUCCUAACCUCAACGAGGUCCGGACGUCCAUCAAGGAAGUGACGUCGGCCAUUGUACACUACGUGUCCGGCACCAAGGACUCAACGGAUAGACUCUCUCCGGCCCUCAACCCUCGAUGGGACCGCGACACCAGCUCUUCCAGGUCAGCCUCCCCUCGUGGCAGCACGGGCCGACUGUGUUGGCUGGAGAGCUCCUUCGUCGGGUCUCGUCCACUAGACGUCCCCGAGACCCCCGCGUCCACCACUACCACCUCCCAUGACCUCUACCUAGAGCUUGCCAAUCACAACGCGCAGCCCAAUGGGCCGAGAGACGGCGGCCGGUCAAGACCCAGUCCUACGUCGACAACAAUGGAGGACGUCCUGGACUCACUCCUAGGCCUUCCUCCGACCUCCCGUUCCCCUUCACCUUCUUCUCCUUCUCUCCCACUUCCUUCCCAACCCAAACAACGCAGAUCCUGUGGCGAUCUCCACCAAGCAGAGUCAGCUAGCAGCGAAGGGGAGGGAGAGCUGGGGCGCCGCCGUAGCGAAGGCUACGACCCCAAGCUGGCCUUGGCUCCCCGCGCACGUCGAGUCUCCUUCGAGGUAGAGGGCAACGGGCUGGUUCGCUGUCGCUACUCAAAGUGUGGAAAGACUUCAAACGUUUCAGACGCCAGGAGAACAUUCAAAACCUGCCACAACUGCGCUCACGCCUACUGCUCGCGCGAGUGUCGCCGCGCUCACUGGGAGAAACACCGAAAGACUUGCCUCCACUCGCGAGUGGGCGCUUUGUGCCGUAGAGUGUUGUCUGCCGUAAAAGAAGACUCAGAAACGCUCCACCACAUUUCCUUACUCGCUCGAAGAGGCUUCCUAGCUCGUGGUCGAGGUGCGGUUAAGAGUUUCUUUUCGAGUCCAGAACUUGCGGAGAAAUUUGUCACUAGCGGGUUAACUGAAAUGGGCGAACCGACUUAUAUCCGAUGGGCCGAUCUGUUGCCGAACGAGAUGGGCCCAGAACUGUACAAGGAACUGUUAAGGUUAUGUAAGUCAUACAAUCCGGAUACAAGGUUGGUUCUGUACGUCGCUGUUUGUGUGGUUAGCGAAGUUCCGACAAGUGGAGCUGUUAAGUGGGAACGACAAUUGGUGUCGCGAUGUGCGAAACUGAGACUGAGUAAACCGUUGAUUCCUCCGAAACAACCUGCGGCUAACAUUACACGAGACAGCGACGACCCUGAGACUCUGAUACUAACGUCUUUACCCGGAGUCAGUCAAGGAAGUCAACGAGCAAGACAGAUCAGCUUCACCAACAUCCAACGCCACCUACGACAACGAGGGGUCAGUCUCCGCAAACAGUUCCCGGAGGUGUACCAGCGUCUGUGUGCGUACGUCGAGGGAUCCUCGGAACGCUUCACCCCCGUCACUAUCUACCCCAAAGACUCGGCGACAGGGAAGAGUUUCAUGUGUAUUAUUAUGCCGGAUGCAGAGCCGGAGAAACUGGAACUUUUACCGACGGAUAGUAGCAGGGUCCAGACAGUGGACAUCAGUCAGGAGUCACAAUAGUGAAUCAAUUCUAGCUCAGUUACCUUUACAAUAAAAACCACUAAUGGGUGAAUAGCCGAUUCAAAUCUAAAGUUAAUUUGCUGUGACUUAAAUUUUAUCAUGAUAGUAAUUUAUGAUAUCCUAACUAAUAUUAGGGAAUGUUUAACAUUAUACGUUUAGUUUCGGAAUCCUAUUUGAAUUUUUUUACAUAUACCACUGUGCCAAUAUUUUGACACAGAAUAUUUUACCUUUGUUACAGCCUAAUUUUCUUUCUGUAUUUCUCUUUUAAUUGGACAAUACUUGUAUAUGUUGCUGCAAAGUACUGUGUUUUAUAUAUAAAUACUUAGGUUGUGUUUUUCAAACUCGAGUUUCUACUUCAGUCAUGAAGUUCACUGCCCAUCAAUGAAAAUGGUGUCAAUGAUAUCAUAAAAUCAUACAAAAACACCAGUAUGUCUGCUGGGUUUUCUUUCUGGAAUAAUACCUUUGUUAUUUAUUUACUUAAUCAUUCUUGUAUAAAUUAAAAAAAGUUAAAAAGUUUUUAUCUGGAUUUGGUUCUUGAAAAUAUUAAAAUUGGCAAUUUCAAUCUGUCAAUAACUGAAGUAAAAUUAUUAUAAAUUUUGAAAUAAUAUUUAUACCACUUAUAAACCUAAUUUGUAAUAUUGUAUAUUCAUUUUUGUUAUAAUCUUUAACUUAAUUUUUAAAUUUUUUUAUUCAUGUUAUUUAUGUUCUUAAUAGUUACAACUUUAUAAUUACUUUUCAAAUUUUAGUUUUGAAUGUGCAAUUAAUUUACAAUUGACAAUACCGUAUGCCAUAAUAAUUAGUUGUUUGAUUAGUCGGAUUAAGCAUGCAUUUUGAAUUUAGGCUUAUGUGAAAAAUUGGCUGUGUACUAAAUAUAGGUAUAUCGUAUAUAUUACAUGCUUUGUCAUAUGAUAGGGGUUGAUGCCAAAGUACUGCCUAAUCUACCUAAAGCAUUAAGGCAUUAAGAACUAGUUUUGUAACUUAUGAAACCAUUUGACAAAUGUACUGUAUUAAGUUUAAAAGCAUUUAAUUACUUUAUUAAUAUUUGUUAACAAUGUCAUAAACAUCUGUUUACAAAUAAUUUAUUACUGUUGUUUUGUAAGACCCUGACAUUUUAAUAAGUUUAAUAUGCUAGCCAAUCAAGAAAAUAGCGUGAAUUGUUGACAUUAAGAGUUAUAUAAGUAGAUUUAUUUUUUAAUAAAUCAUUACUACUCUUC
Macrosteles quadrilineatus (aster leafhopper) is the source of this 5772-nucleotide messenger RNA. RefSeq lists its product as uncharacterized. The coding region runs from base 119 to 4558 and encodes 1479 amino acids. The transcript is spliced from 11 exons. Lineage: Eukaryota; Metazoa; Arthropoda; Insecta; Hemiptera; Cicadellidae. The record is from RefSeq and is a predicted model, not a curated record. Gene Ontology annotation, cellular component: apical junction complex; plasma membrane. Gene Ontology annotation, biological process: cell-cell junction organization.